Messenger RNA from Synchytrium microbalum, 312 nucleotides. RefSeq lists its product as uncharacterized. The coding region runs from base 1 to 312 and encodes 103 amino acids. The transcript is spliced from 5 exons. Gene Ontology annotation, molecular function: DNA binding; protein heterodimerization activity; structural constituent of chromatin. Lineage: Eukaryota; Fungi; Chytridiomycota; Chytridiomycetes; Synchytriales; Synchytriaceae. Gene Ontology annotation, biological process: nucleosome assembly. The record is from RefSeq and is a predicted model, not a curated record. Gene Ontology annotation, cellular component: nucleosome.
AUGUCUGGUAGAGGAAAAGGAGGGAAAGGCCUAGGAAAGGGUGGUGCCAAACGUCAUCGAAAGAUUCUUCGUGACAACAUCCAAGGAAUCACCAAGCCUGCCAUUCGUCGUCUCGCUCGUCGUGGAGGUGUCAAACGUAUCUCUGGAUUGAUCUACGAAGAAACUCGAGGUGUCCUCAAAGUCUUCUUGGAAAACGUCAUCCGUGAUGCAGUUACCUACACUGAACACGCUAAGCGCAAGACAGUCACUUCCUUGGACGUUGUCUACGCUUUGAAAAGGCAAGGACGUACCCUCUACGGUUUCGGUGGUUAA